AGGAGAUGCUUUCUGGGAACUGCCUGUUCGGAGAGAAGCGUGGCAGGCUAAGAUGAUUCAGGCGAUACUGGUUUUCAACAACCAUGGGAAGCCGCGGCUGGUCCGCUUCUACCAGCGUUUCCCAGAAGAAAUUCAACAGCAGAUUGUUCGGGAGACUUUCCAUCUAGUCCUCAAGCGGGAUGACAACAUCUGUAACUUCUUGGAGGGUGGAAGUUUGAUUGGAGGCUCUGACUACAAACUGAUUUAUCGGCACUAUGCUACCCUCUACUUUGUAUUUUGUGUGGAUUCAUCAGAGAGUGAACUUGGGAUCUUGGACCUCAUCCAGGUUUUUGUGGAGACUCUGGAUAAGUGUUUUGAAAAUGUGUGUGAAUUGGACUUGAUCUUCCAUAUGGAUAAGGUGCACUAUAUCCUCCAGGAGGUGGUAAUGGGUGGGAUGGUGCUGGAGACAAACAUGAAUGAAAUUGUGGCUCAGAUAGAAGCUCAAAACAGGCUGGAAAAAUCCGAGGGUGGCCUUUCAGCAGCCCCUGCACGGGCUGUGUCUGCAGUGAAAAACAUCAAUCUGCCUGAGAUUCCUCGGAACAUCAACAUUGGUGAUCUCAACAUCAAAGUCCCCAACCUGUCCCAGUUUGUCUGAGGGUUGAGGAUUGGGCUUGAACUGGAAUCUAAAACAAGCAAAACCAAGCAAGUCCAGAAACAGAACCAUUUUGAGCCUUCGAAGAGUCAGGCCUCAGGAUCCUGACCUUUGUGUCUGGGGAAAGCCAUUUGGCGUGCAGUGGGGAAGAGAUUCAUAUUUACACUGCUCGAGUGUGCUCAGUUCUCACAUGUGCUGCCAUGCCAUCCUCUGAUACACAUGCUACUGCAGCUGUGAGGGCCCCCUGCCUUCUUCACUGGGGACUUGGCAUGCCCAAGCCACUCACACCUUUACCUCAUGCACAUGGCUUCUCCCAGGGGUUGGGGACUGUAUUGAGAGGCCCACCUGCUUCCCAGAACCCCACCACUAGGACUGAGCAUAUUCUCUGACUAUAGUCUUCAUGCUUAGUACCACAGGCAUCUGAGGCCCUGUAGCAUUUACUUGCUGGCAAGGCGCCGUAGGUAGAAAAGGUUUGGCCCUUCUGGUUUGGGGGUGUGGUGAAUGGCAAGUAAGGACGGGAUUUCAUGAGAACCAUAGUCACCUGCUAGCUCUACUAGGGUUAUUAUACCUAGAAUCCUUUUGCAUAGCCGAGCUUUUUGGUUACCACCUCCUGCAGAAUACGUUUCCCCCGUGGCAUAGUCCUCGUUCUUUUCCCACACGUGUUCAUGUGCAGGACAUAAUCCAAAUCACAAACCUUAUGCAUGCCCACCACAUGAAUGCUGAUAGGGAGAACACACACACACACUGGGGAGGUCUCUCCUUACAGAGGAGAGGCCCUAUGUCCAAUGACAACAUGUGGAACAUCCCAGAGUUAUGACUCUCCAGGUUUAAAAUACAUUAUCUUCAUGGGAACAGAAGGUUCAGUUGCUGUAUGAUGAAUGAUGAGUCACCUCCAUAAGAAACCCACUGUCACCUGUACCAGCUUCUGGAGCAUGAGAGCCUGAGCUGGGGCACCCAUUCAGGGACUGGACACGGGAAGUGUGCUAGCUGAGACUGGUGGCAGUGCUGCAUCUUCUUGCCAGUGGGAAAGGGGCCUGCCUCUCCCUGAGCUCUGCUUGAAGGCAUGUCCUGGUCCCUCAGAUGACAUUCCCCUAGAGCUCUGGAGACCCAUAAAUGUUUACAUGUGAUAGGAGUCUGUCUUCCUGUGGUUAAUUUAGAGCUAAAACUGCUUGGAGUAGAGCCUCUUGCUUCUCCACUGUCUUGUAGGCCAGCUCUCAGGUACCAGUGUUGAGCUUCCUCGAGAUGAGGGAGUUGACUACACCUUUCCUUACGGUAAAGUUUCCCAGCCUAGGGACCUCUGGGGUCCGGGACCCAGACUGUUUCCUCAUGCCUGCUGACACUGGUGCAGAGCAGGUCUGGAAGUGCCCAGCAGCACCAUGUGUCAGGGUUGAUCAGUGCUUCCUGUGUUUCAUGCCCAUUGUCCCCUGCAGCAUCUUGUUCUCACUCUUUCAGGACCUCUAGAUAACCUCGGAGAUGGGCAGUGUUGAUCAGAAGGUCCCUCUUGUCUUGGAAGAGGGAAAUGUUGAUGAAUAGAUCUGAUGUCAAAAUCCCUGAUAUUCUUUUGAAGGGUUUGAUAUAUUUUUUUUCUUUUUGGCAGACAUUUCAGCACAUUACAUUGUUUUCCACAUUUGCCAAAUGUGAAACGGGAAUAAAGGAAGGAAACCAAUAUUUAUUUUGCAACCUAUAGUAAGAUGGCAUGAGCAAGACCUUUGACAGUCCUUACAACAGACAUUCUUAUCCCCAUUUUUCAGAUGAAGAAAGUAGACUCAGAGAGAUUAAGUAACUUACUUGCUUUUAGGUCACACAGGGCUGAGAUUUUAGACUAUCUGCUCAUUUGACUCCAAAGUCCUUUUAUUCCUCAUUGCUUAAGGUGGCUUCUCCCAAUUUUUUCAUCUUUUUUAUAGAAAAGGAGACUGAGUCUCAAAGAGAUUGAAUAACUUCUCACAAACUGAUAAAAACAGACUUAGUUUUCUAGGGUAGCCAGUGACCACAUCAUAGACUGUAAGAGCUGAAGGGGCCUCUGCGUUCCUCCAUUAAACUGAUGAGGAAGCUGAAGCCCAGAGUUACGUGUUGUGUUGAGGGUCACAAAACUAGAAGGAAGUCGUUUUUCUUGGUUUCAUUUGCUAUGUGGUUUAAUGAAUUACUGCAGAACAGCCACAUGUACUAAAUUUCCUGGGACAGUCUUGAUUUCCAAAGUUUUGCCUGCCAGAAACCAAUGGUUCUCCCAAAACAUUGACUGGUCCUGUAGAUUCAAAAGUUAGCAUCCAGGCGACAUCCCACACACCACUUCUUAACACGGAAUACAGCCUCAGCCUGGAUUUUUAUUUGAUUGUCAAUCCCUUUGGUCAAUCCACAGAUGUUCAUUAACUAAUCGAGGUUGCUUGCAAAUCCAGCUAGCUUUCUUUUCUAUUAUCAGCAAAGCCAUAAACAACUUUUUAUUUUUAGUAGGUAAAGAGGAAAUCCUCAUUGGCCUUUUUUUUGGAGAAGGGUACAGAGUUGCUGCUGAGAGAUGUCAGUUAUGAAAAUAGGGGCUAGGUUUGAAUUUAUUUUAGGAGCCUUGCAUGGUUUAUACUGAGGACUUUGUGAGAUUGUAUAGAAUACUGGGUUUUCAGUGCUCACUGCCACAAAUUAAAAUCUAAAGUUCUUCCAUUAUGCAAUUUCUGUGUGCCUGGUGUGGGCCAAUCUUAGUUCUAGGCUCUGAAGAUUGAGAGAGAGAGGAGGCUCUGCUUCCUACUGUUGUCUCUGUGAGGAUCUUUGACAGAGUGCUCCAAUUGUUGGGAUAUGGGGAGUCUCACUGGCAGCUGAAUUUGUGGAGACUGGAGUCAGUGACUUUGUGAUAUAUGGAAUGUUUAAAGGACAGUACCUAUUUCCCAAUCCUAGCUGACCAUAUCAUGCCCUGCUGGGUUAUGCCCUGAACAGCCCUUCUUCCUCUAGCCCUGACCAUGACCCUGUGCUUUUCACAUUGAGGAUUAAGUCAAGAUAUGUUGAAUCCUCUCAAAUUCCCAUUAUUCAGACUUCUGCGACACAGAAAGCCAGCCCUGUCUGACCCCAGCUUCACUGGAAAAGAAACCAGGGAAACAUGACUAAAACCAGGUUGCUGGCUAAAUCUUGUCUUGUGGACCAAUACUUAGUAGGGGGGUUUAGUGUGGCCCUACGUCCAUGGCUUUCCAAAUAGGAUACAGCAGUGAUUUGGACAUGAAAACAAAGAUCAGGAGCAGGGCCUAGUCCAAGUUUUAGCAACAGUCAAGAUGGUGAGCCACUGAAGUAUGAAAGAGACACAGAUUUGUCAGCUCUAGCAAAUGUCCUGAUUUUCAACCUCCCAAUUCUUCCCCACCACCAAGAGGGUGCAUGUCUCACUGUGUGCUAAUUGUUAGCCUAGUGUCCAUCAGCACUCGUACACCAGCACAUGGUUGGUGCUCAGGUUGGUGGAUGUCUGUCCUCAGAGCUAAGACUGUUCACCCUCUUGGGAGCACUGGAAGGUACUACAGCCUCGCGUUCUGGCAGAUACAGAAACAGGCCCCUUUUAGGGAAGUAGUUCCAUGAAAAUGAUUAAUCCUUUCCAAAAGACUUAAAAUUCUUUCCUAUUUCAAUUUUUCCUUUCAAAAAAGGAAGUACAUUUAUAUAGUUGCUACUCUGGUGCAACAAGUUGUUUCCAGUUUAAAGGAUUGGAUUUUUAUUACCAAAACUGAGGGUAUAUCUUCCUGAAAGUGUGUGUUCCAUUUGACCUUGGUGGUUGACCUCAGCCAUCCUCUUCAGGGAGGAGAGGCCAUCACCCCUAUAAAUAGCACACACACACCCCUUAGCACUACCUAUCCUUGCCCAGCCUUACCUUUUUCCAUGCCACUCUGACACACUGUAUGUUUGGUUUUUUAAGUUAUUGUUUCCCCCUACUAGGAUGUAAGUCUCUCAAGGACAGGGGUUUGUUUCUCCUGUUUAAUGCUGUAUCCCGUCUGCUAUGAACAGUGCCUGGUCCAUACUGCUCAAUAAAUAACUGGAAUGAG
Molecule: messenger RNA, 4632 nt
Organism: Cynocephalus volans (Philippine flying lemur)
Lineage: Eukaryota; Metazoa; Chordata; Mammalia; Dermoptera; Cynocephalidae
Gene: AP3S2
Product: adaptor related protein complex 3 subunit sigma 2
Exons: 6
Coding region: 53-634 (193 amino acids)
Biological process (GO): intracellular protein transport; Golgi to vacuole transport
Cellular component (GO): membrane coat; AP-3 adaptor complex; intracellular membrane-bounded organelle
Source: RefSeq, a predicted model, not a curated record